Schistosoma haematobium is the source of this 4281-nucleotide messenger RNA. Its product is annotated as Regulator of telomere elongation helicase 1, variant 2. The record is from RefSeq and is a predicted model, not a curated record. Gene Ontology annotation, molecular function: hydrolase activity, acting on acid anhydrides, in phosphorus-containing anhydrides; DNA polymerase binding; DNA binding. Gene Ontology annotation, cellular component: nucleus. Bases 1023 to 1346 code for a protein of 107 amino acids. Lineage: Eukaryota; Metazoa; Platyhelminthes; Trematoda; Strigeidida; Schistosomatidae. The transcript is spliced from 6 exons. Gene Ontology annotation, biological process: regulation of double-strand break repair via homologous recombination; negative regulation of t-circle formation; telomeric loop disassembly.
UCAAUUUCGGUUAUCAUAAUUCUCUAUCAUCUUUUCACAAUCUAGAUUAAUUUACUUACUAUUCACCAAUGUUUAUCUCUCUGUUGUUGUUUAUAGUUUGCUUCUAUGCAAUCGUGAUAUGGGGGUACUUGAACUAUUGUGUGAAAUACUACAAUCAUUUGCUUACUUCUGUAGCUCUGACUCAUGCACAAAAUGUUGUAAACCAUGUAAUACAUACACAGAUUAAAUUAUUGUUCAAAUAAUGUCAACUAUUUCUCUCUCAAUGCGUUCAAAUCUAUUCAGUAGACAUUUAAAAUGAUACAUAUUACAUUGAACAUUUUGAUAUUGUUUUGAUCAGUGAUUACCGAAUAGUCUUGCUUUCUUCAUUGAGUCGGCAUGACAGUUACAUUGUGAUAGGUAGCAAGUAGCAAUUAUUCUACAGUCAUAGUGAACAACAGUAUCAGCAUUUUAGUCGAGUCACGUUACAAAUACAAUUGUCAUUUUUCAAAUGCUUACGGAAACUUCUUUGUGGCUAAAUUUAUAAGUCAUAAAAUUAAAAAAAUGACUAACUGCUAAACAUUGUGAAAUUUAAAAUGUUUCAUAGUUUUUUACUCAAGGUGUAGCAUAACGCAAAACCAAAGUUCAAAUAAUAAACGGCUAAUGAUACUUAAAUUUAGAAUGUCAGAAACGCUUAAAACUCUACAUAGAUCUACCAUUGAUAUCGAUUUCGAAUUCUUUCUCUUUUAAUCAUUAACCAUUCCAACCAAUAGGUUUCUAUUCCACCCUACCUACUUCCAUCUGAGCGACCAGAUGAUACCAUUGGUUCUCACACAAUGUAUUAUGGCUCAUAGUCGAUUACAUAAAUCUGUGAGUUAAGCGCUCUGAAUUAUAGACAAACCAUUCCUGUCUGCAUUGUAACACACAGUCGUCCGAUACACAGUCGACAACUUUCUGAGUUUGUUGUCAUUGUCUUUUUCUGACUUCUUUGAGAUCCCCUUGACGUUCAGUUUCAGCUACUUGAGAUAUCGAAGCAAACAAUUCCUAUGCAUGUCAAAAUUCGCAAAACCAAAGGUUUACACGAAGUCAGUGAGUUUCUAAAAACUGUGUUCGGGUACCUCCCGGGUGAAGCAAAUGUAACUUUCAAUUUCAAGACACACUUUAAACUACAACAUAAUGAUUCAAUCUCGUGUUAUCGUUUACAUAUUAAAGAUGAUAUAUUAUCAGCUAACAAUUGUAAUAAGUAUGGUAAAAAUGCUUGGGAUAUGCAGCCUAAUACUACUACUACUACUGUUGGUGCAGCUAAUCGUACAAUUAGUUAUUGGUGUUUCAGUCCUGGACGAUCUGAAAGCUGCUUGAUCACUAAGUAAAUUGCUAUACAACAAUUGAUCCAACAAAAUGUACGUUGUAUCAUUUUAACUAGUGGUACACUCUAUCCAAUUGAACCAAUAGAAGCUGAAUUAAACUUGAAAUUUCCCAUAUCACUCCGUAAUCCUCAUGUUAUUAAUCCAGACCAAUUGAAUUUAUCAAUUAUACCACGUGGACCCGAUGGAGAGAAAUUAAAUGCCACCUAUUCUGUACGAGAAACAUCUGCUUAUCGAAAUUCAUUAGGUCUACUAUUAAGUAUGUUAAUUAUUAUUAAUUAAAACUUUGUAUUUUUCAUAAACGAUUACACUGUAUCACUGUUUAUUAGGGCCCCUAAAUUCUCUGAUUCAGCUGAGGGCGAGGAGAACUCGCUCUCCACUGCCAGGAAAGUCUCGCUAACUACCUUCUUGCAGUGGUAGUGUUUUUCACGAUAUCAAGAGAACAAAAAGAGAAUGUUCGACGUUUGAACCGAGUUGUUUGAAGUUGGAAAACCCUGAUUCUUAACCAAUGGUACACAUAGGCUCCAGUAUCCUGAGGGAACAAAUGGCGUAUGAACCUAUUGUCGAUCACCGGCUACCAUAAAACUGCAUCUCUUAACGUUGCUCCACUGCCUUGUGGAUUAGACUUCUAGGUCAAAGGCUCUGGGAUCGGCCUCCUGAAAAAAGCAAUUUCGGUCUAGGCACCUGGGAUCAAUAUGUUUACAAAAUCAAUCCAAGUCGUACGACUGAAAUGAACUGAUAGAUAUCCACAAAGGUCCUCUUAUAAGAGCACUCAAUUUACGAUGAGCCUGUUGAAGGUGUGCAUAAUGAGUUAUAUCUAGCCAAAAACUUAACGUGUACGUUACAAUGUAAAUGAAAUUCUUCAAAAAUUCUACUGUCAUAUAAAGGAAGUUGAAAAAUAAUCUCAUUGAAAAUAGUUAGGUUUGAUGGUGUAAGAUGACACUUCCCUGCUGCCUAUAUUAUGGAAGAAUAUUUAUUAAGUUUUCUAAAAAUAAUGCUUGAUUUGGGGUGAAUUUGAGUACUCGGUAGCGUUUUCAUUAAACCCAGAAAAAGGCCCGCUGCACUUGACCUUUUUGUGACAUUUUGAUAUGUUAGCUUCAUUUUUUCUAACCUUACUGCCAGCGAAAAAAUUCCACUGGUCAAUUUGAGGUAUUCUGCUUUUAAGACCUACCUUUCUUAACCCCUUUGUACGUUGUGGUUAAGCGACAUCGCUGAAUAUACCGCUUAGAAAUCACUACUGCCAUCACACCAUACAGUUAGCAGUACAACUUGGGUCUCUAGCUUUAAUUUGGUACUUUUAGUUUUAGGACCUUAUUGAAUAAGUGUCCCAGCCAAUUUGGCUCGAUUCGGUCAUCAGGAUAGGUAAGCUGACCACCAUGUCGGCAUAGUAGUCAUAGUUAAGAAUGUAUACAAAAUUUGCAAAUGAUUGAUACGGAGAUUAUUGUUUGAUUUUUCAUUUUCUCAACUUAUCAGUAUCAAAAGCAUUGAAGAACAGAGUUGUUUACGGUUUUUAGUUUUUAAGAAAUAAUCUACCAUCUAUCAGUGUAUAAUUAUUUCUACAUUUGAUUAAACUGACUAAAAUUAUUGUUCGUUAUUUUCAUUUCUUUUUUAAAUGAAAAACUUCACUGGAUUUUUGCUACAUCAUCAAAUGACACAACUUUUGUAAUUGAUCUCCAGUUCAAUUAGCUGAAGUCGUACCUGCUGGUCUAUUAAUAUUUUUUCCAUCAUAUGCGUUUAUGUCACAGUGUAUCGAAUUUUGGAAGGUAGUUUUUUUUAAGGGAAUAUAUUUAUUAAGAAAUAAAAUUAUAAUAGUUGAGAUCAUGAGUCAAUUCAAGCUAGACCACCAUGGAAAACCUGUAAGCUCUAGACGGCCGUUUCGUUCUAGUAUGGGACUCUUCUUCCAUGAUCCCGCCUCGCAAUAUUCGAUCCCAAGAUUUCCAUGGUGAUAUAGCUUCAAUUGACUCAUGAUCUCAACUAAUAAAAUUACUAUAAUAUCAACCAAACCCCUUCUGAUACAAGUAAAAUUGUUUGAUUCAUGAAUUGAUUUUUCUUUCAUUUUACACGUUAUAUUGAAAUUUUAAUGGAUUACAGUGUUGAAUGUUUCGAUCAAAAUACAAUUUUGAUCUAAUCUUCUUACUUGUUUUGUAUAAAAUUGAAAUGGUCAAAAUAUUGUUAUCAUUUCUAUGCUUAUUUGAAUGUGUCAAGUUAUUUUGUAAUAAUCGGUUAUGUCUCAUAUUUUACUUUUAGAAGCGUUCAUUUAAAGUCCGAGGGGGAAUUCAUGCUGCUAAUUGUAUAGAGGUGUUACGGCAGUAGGGCGUUUCUUUCAUACAACCAGCAUAACAGCAAUGCUGCCUUCCCACAAGAAAGGGUCGUGUUAGAAAGGUCGACCCUAAAAAUGAUCACCUCGUAUUAUCACGGAUUUCUGUCUUUAGCGAUAAGAUCCCAACAAGUACGGAGCUAACACGAAAAUUACUCACAAAAAGGUCGUGUGUGACUGACUUCAAGCAGUUGUCCCUUGGGCACUGCGGUCACGCUCUCAGGCCACUAAGCUUACCUCUAGUCUAAUUUCCUUUUAAGGUACAUCUAGAGGAAUCUCUCCGCGGUGUAGGCAACCGGGAAGUGAUAGCCGCCCUCAUACCUCUAACAGCACUCAAGACACUGUAUUCAUAAUCAAUUUUUCUCUUUAAUUUCUAUUAUUCCUUCUAUCUUGACUAUCACCUGUAAACGUCCUCCUCACGUGCCACCAUAGCCAACGAUUUUAGUGCUCAGAAUACUGUCCCAAGUCUACUGAAACCCCGUUCCAAAAUACACAUUGGAACCAACAUUCAAUUUAAUUGAUAUACAAAUGUAUCAACUUUCUAUUAAAUUUUUACAGUUGAGAUGAUUAUGAACUUAAUUGAUUGUCAUGUAUAUUUCACAAUUGGAACGAAUAAUAUACGCG